AAUAAUAAUAUAAGGAUUGAGACCAUCAAAUUUAAACUUGCAAAUGGCUCUCAUUUUAAAUAUGCCUAAAGAAAGAAAGAAAAAAAUAUCGAAGCCGAUUCGAUCCAAUCCGGGGCACCAACUUAAGAUUUUGCAAAAAGUUGAAACAGGCGUGCAUUAUAUAUUUGAGUUGAGAAGAACCACUAGAUAGUCUUUUCUCUUUAGACCUUUAACUCUUCUCUCACCCUUUUCUGUGUAAAUGUCCUGCAACUCCAUUGUAGGUUCAGAGUUUUAGGAGAGAGAGAGAGAGAAAGUGAGCUAAGGACGAGGAUCGUGUUAGUGGUUUGUUCCCGCCAAAACCUGCAAACUUUUCCCUACUAUCAACUUGCCUUCUCUCUUUUCUUCUAUUUUUUCAACUAAUCCUCCAUCAUAAUAGUACAGUGUCAGUCCAGUGUAGCAAAUUACUAGUACUUCAGUUUUUAAUAACGUACCCUCACUCAGUCCUUGUGCUUUUACUCUUGUUUCUGUAACUAUUUACUCCUUUAAAUUAAAGUCCUUCCCCCCCUUGGUACUUAUGUCUAUUUGUCCCCCCUCUGUAUCUCUUUACUCUACUCAUCAUCUCUUUCCAUAAAUUCAUCCCUCUCUACUGCUCACCUCCACUUCCCCUCUUUUGCUUAUUCCUUCCUUAGACCCCAGAGUUCUGUUAAAAGUUAACCAACAAUUUUGAGCUCUGUUUUUUACAACAUGAUUUUACAACCACCACCAGUAAAAUUCUCCGAACACUUGGUCACUACAAACAAGCAAGUUCAUGAGCUGAACAAAAGAAGCAUGAAGAAUCCACAAAAAGUUGUUCGAAUCAUACUUACCGACGGCGAUGCAACGGAUUCAUCCGACGACGAAGAGGAUCAAUUCAUGGUACGAAGAGUGAAGAGAUAUGUGACUCAAAUCAACUAUACACUGCUACCGGAGUCACCAAAGCAAGAGUCUCAACCUCAACAAAGUAGCAGGAAACGGUGUUUGCCUUCAUCGGAUAGUGAUGUCAGCAGCCGGAAAAAAUACAGAGGCGUCCGUCAAAGACCAUGGGGUCGGUGGGCCGCCGAGAUUCGUGACCCUACACGUGGGAAACGUGUCUGGUUAGGAACUUACGACACGCCGGAGGAAGCAGCCACCGUGUACGACAGAGCUGCCGUUAUGCUUAAAGGUCCCGACGCCGUUACCAACUUUCCAUUAGUCUCGCCGGCGAUUGAAACAACGGAGGCGGAGUCCAUCAUCGUCAGCCCAGCAAGGACUGAAGUUUCUUCAAAGGACGUGGCUUUAUCGCCGACGUCCGUUCUCCGUUCUGAUGAUUUUGGGCCGUUUGAUGGCAGCCUAGGGUUUAGCGAAGUGGAUGCUUUCGGUUUCGAAAUUGACUACCCUUUUGGUCUAACGGGAUUUGGAAUGUCGGAGAAAUAUUUCGCCGAGGAAUUCAGCGAGUUUGACUUCGACGAUUUUGCCCUCGAAGUCAGAUAAUCGUGAGGGGCAAUUUCGUCAUUUAAAGAAAUGUCCCGGUUUUUGUUGCAAUCGGUGACGUGGAUUAUUUUUGGCGGCAAUAUACAAUGUGCAUAGCAAUACUGUUGUAGUAUACGUCGGAAAUCAUACGGCGAUUUUAGUGAGAGAUAUUUCCAUUUCUUUUCAUGGUCAAUUAUACAUAUAGGAAAUUGUAAAACGACUUAUUUGUUUAAAAAUUAAGAUAAAUUGUUAAUUAUGAGAAGUGUGGAAAGUGGGGUAUGUAUUGUUUCGUAUAAGAAGAGUGUUCGAGAGUGAUAUUUCUUGGAUGUCACGCCUAAGCGUUGAAGAGUGAGUGAUAUUUAUUGUCUUAUCAAAUUAUAAUAUAAUGUGGAUGUCUAAUAAAGGAAGUGCAUAAUGUUGAGUGGUA
Nicotiana tabacum (common tobacco) is the source of this 1894-nucleotide messenger RNA. RefSeq names its product pathogenesis-related genes transcriptional activator PTI6. The record is from RefSeq and is a predicted model, not a curated record. Gene Ontology annotation, molecular function: DNA-binding transcription factor activity; DNA binding. Lineage: Eukaryota; Viridiplantae; Streptophyta; Magnoliopsida; Solanales; Solanaceae. Gene Ontology annotation, biological process: regulation of DNA-templated transcription.